AUGGCAUCUGAAGCCCCCAAAGAUCUCCCCGUGCGGCCUGCCGCCGAGGCACAGGCCAACGACGCCGCUGCUGCCCCUCCAAAAGCUGCGAAUAACAAAAAGCAGGCCCCGCCCACCGAUGCCCUCCCAGAGGUCAUGAUCGAGCGAAACCGGCUCUUCGAGGAGCUCUGGCAACAAUACCUGGAAGAGACCAAGAACCGCCCCCACCCUGAGAUCACCGUUUCGCUAGACAUUGCCUUCGAGACCACCCCCGGAUCAUUCCUGCGCGAUGUGCCUAAGGAUCUGAGCGCCAACAUUGUGAUUGCCAAGGUCGACGGAGAACUCUGGGAUCUGAACCGGCCUUUGGAGAAGGACUGCAGCGUUCUGCUUUUGCCGUUCAGUAACCCCGAGGCCCGCGAGGUGUUCUGGCACUCCAGCGCUCACACUCUGGGUGAGGCAUGUGAAUGUGAAUAUGGGUGUCUGCUAUCCCACGGACCCCCUACCCCUCAGGGUUUCUUCUACGACAUGGCCAUGCCCGACGGACGAGUUGUCCGUGAGACUGAUUGGAAGGCACUUGACACUCGGGCGGCACGCAUUUUCAAGGAGAAACAAAGCUUCGACCGAUUGGAGGUUUCCAAGGAGAACCUCAAGAAGAUGUUCGCGUACAGCAAAUACAAGCUGCACUACAUUGAUAAGCUCGUCACCGGUGAGAGCAGCACCGUCUACCGCUGCGGUACUCUUGUCGAUCUCUGCCGAGGCCCUCACAUCCAGAACACCGGCAAGAUCAAGACCUUCAAGAUCAUGCAGAACUCAUCUGCCUACUUCCUGGGUGACCAGUCCAACGACUCCCUGCAGCGUAUCCGUGGUGUUGCUUUCCCCGAUAAGAAGCUCAUGGCCGAGCACUUGAAGUUCCUGGAGGAAGCCGAGAAGCGUAACCACCUGAAAAUUGGCAGGGAGCAAGAGCUAUUCUUCUUCGACGAGGUCUCCCCCGGUUGCCCCUUCCUCCUCCCCAACGGAACCAAGAUCCUCAACCAGCUCCAGUCUCUCCUGCGUGCUGAGUAUCGCAAGCGUGGCUACCAGGAGGUCCAGACGCCCAACAUGUUCGAUGUUGGCAUCUGGAAGACGUCCGGACACUGGGCUCACUACAAAGAUGAUAUGUUCAAGUUGGAUGUCGAGAAGCGUGAGUGGGCCCUCAAGCCCAUGAACUGCCCCGGUCACUUCGUUCUCUUCGGUCACCGUGAGCGUAGUUACCGUGAGCUUCCUAUGCGUAUUGCAGACUUUGGUGUCCUGCACCGCAACGAGGCCUCCGGCGCUUUAUCGGGCCUGACCCGAGUGAGGAAAUUCCAACAAGACGAUGCUCAUGUGAUCUGUGAGAAUUCCCAGAUUAUGACUGAAGUCGAGGGUCUGUUCGAUUUCUUGCAGUCCAUCUACGGGCUGUUUGGCUUCACCUUCAAGUUGAAGUUGUCUACCCGCCCCGAGAAGUACAUGGGUGCGUUGGAGACCUGGGACUACGCCGAGGAUCAGCUCAAGCAGGCCUUGAUGAAGUUUAAGGGUAACGAUUGGACCAUCAACGAGGGUGACGGUGCCUUCUACGGACCCAAGAUCGACAUUACUAUUGCCGAUGCUCUCCAACGUGAGUUCCAGUGUGCCACCAUCCAGCUGGAUUACCAAGCCCCGAUCAACUUCAAGCUGGAGUACAUGACCAACGAGGGUCAGACCGAACCGGCCAAGGAGGGUGAGACCAAGAGCGACGAGCUCGCGCCCGGCCGUGCCCGCCCCGUCGUCAUUCACCGUGCCAUCAUUGGCAGCUUCGAGCGGUUCCUGGGUAUCUUGAUUGAGCACUUCGGUGGCAAGUGGCCCUUCUGGAUCAGCCCUCGCCAGAUCCUCAUUGUUCCGGUGAUGCCUGCCGUGAACGACUACGUUGAGGAGCUGCAGCAGAUCCUGCGGGGUGAUAAGCUCAAUGUCGAUAUCGACAUUAGCGGCAACACCAUGCAGAAGAAGAUUCGCACUGGUCAACUGGCUCAGUACAACUUCAUCUUCGUUGUCGGUGCCUCGGAGAAGGAGUCUCGCACCGUCAACAUCCGCAACCGUGACGAUCCUGCGACUCAGAAGCAGGGCGUUAUGGUUGAGUUGGAGACGGUCCGGAGCCAGCUGAAGGCUCUGCGCAAGGAGCGUCGUUUGGAGAACAUGCUCUGA
This is a messenger RNA of Penicillium bovifimosum, 2175 nucleotides long. RefSeq names its product threonine--tRNA ligase THS1. The transcript has 4 exons. Bases 1 to 2175 code for a protein of 724 amino acids. The record is from RefSeq and is a predicted model, not a curated record. Gene Ontology annotation, biological process: threonyl-tRNA aminoacylation. NCBI's taxonomy places the organism in Eukaryota, Fungi, Ascomycota, Eurotiomycetes, Eurotiales, Aspergillaceae. Gene Ontology annotation, cellular component: cytoplasm. Gene Ontology annotation, molecular function: threonine-tRNA ligase activity; ATP binding.